UCCAUCGAAUUCUCCGUUAAAUGUUAGUUGGUUCAUUCGAACAAUGAAAAUCAUUUACUCCGAGACCUACUCACUCCUCAUCGACACUUACAUCAAGGAUCCACCCAGCGCGAACAUCUUUUUGACACCAAUACUGGCAGCUUUCCGUCUUCUUUUCUCGCUCUCGUCCACCAGCCGAGGAUUUGCUGCCAAUGCUGGCGGCUUCGGUGCGUUUUUUUUUGCCCUUGGACUCUACUUGAUUGGCGCUUAUAGAACCCUUCAUUAGCA
Suillus paluster is the source of this 267-nucleotide messenger RNA. RefSeq lists its product as uncharacterized. Bases 44 to 265 code for a protein of 73 amino acids. The record is from RefSeq and is a predicted model, not a curated record. Lineage: Eukaryota; Fungi; Basidiomycota; Agaricomycetes; Boletales; Suillaceae. The transcript has a single exon.